AUGGCCGACGCGCAGAGAGGUGGUGCUGGAGCGGCUCGCGGAGGAGGAUUCGGAUCGCGAGGUGACCGUGGAGGUGAUCGUGGGCGUGGACGCGGAAGGCGAGGGCCUCGUCGUGGCGCUAACAAGAAUGAAGAGAAGGAGUGGCAGCCCGUCACAAAACUUGGACGACUUGUCAAGGAAGGAAAAAUUAAGUCCAUGGAAGAAAUCUACCUACAUUCGCUCCCCAUCAAGGAAUACCAGAUUGUGGACUACUUCUUGCCAAAGCUAAAGGAUGAGGUCAUGAAGAUUAAACCUGUGCAAAAGCAAACUCGUGCUGGUCAGCGAACCCGAUUCAAGGCCAUCGUCAUAAUCGGUGACUCCGAAGGCCAUGUCGGCCUUGGCAUAAAAACUUCGAAGGAAGUAGCCACUGCUAUUCGGGCAGCUAUAAUCAUUGCAAAGUUGAGCGUAGUCCCUAUUCGAAGAGGAUACUGGGGCUCUAAUCUUGGUCUUCCUCACUCCCUUCCUACGAAAGAGUCUGGCAAAUGUGGAUCAGUUUCUGUUCGUCUCAUCCCUGCCCCUAGAGGAACCGGUCUAGUUGCCUCUCCAGCUGUUAAGCGUCUCCUACAACUAGCAGGUGUUGACGAUAUAUACACCUCCUCGUCCGGCUCUACCAAGACCUUAGAAAACACUCUAAAAGCUACAUUUGUGGCUGUCAGCAAUACUUAUGGAUAUCUCACCCCCAACUUAUGGAAGGAGACUAAGCUAAUCCGCAGUCCUCUUGAAGAGUUUGGAGAUGUUCUACGAGCUAGCAAGCGCUAA
Messenger RNA from Blumeria graminis f. sp. triticale, 798 nucleotides. The record is from the annotation of a GenBank genome assembly. Lineage: Eukaryota; Fungi; Ascomycota; Leotiomycetes; Helotiales; Erysiphaceae.